AUGGACAAGCACAAAGGAAAGCCCUCUGAUGCCCCAGAAGACAGAAUGACGCGAUUUGGGUCAUCUGGAAAGGCGAUAUACGAGAUUGCUCCGAAGCCCCCUGUCGCAUCCCUUUGGCACAAGUUGAGAUCGGACACAAUGACUGUUGACGACUAUUACACGAUCCCCAAACGUGAACUCGAAAGAUUUGCGGCUCUGUCUGGUGAUAACACCGCCUCGCUGCUCUUAAAGGCCAAGAAUAACCAGGAAACACUCGAUGCAGGUGGCAAACUUGGUCCUGCACAGGGUGUUUUCAGCAAUGAGGACGUACCCGAUCUGAUCUCCCAGGCAAGACAGAAUGCGCAGAACGGCGAGAUUGUCAAUGGCAAUGAUACCAUCACCAAACGUGACGGGAAUUCGAAUGAAGAUACUCAGCAAGAUGGCGGCAGCCAAAAGGAAGGGGACGAACAGGAAGAUGCCAGUCUCGUCCGCUAA
Messenger RNA from Fusarium redolens, 474 nucleotides. RefSeq lists its product as uncharacterized. NCBI's taxonomy places the organism in Eukaryota, Fungi, Ascomycota, Sordariomycetes, Hypocreales, Nectriaceae. The record is from RefSeq and is a predicted model, not a curated record. The transcript has a single exon. The coding region runs from base 1 to 474 and encodes 157 amino acids.